GUUAAUACUCAAUCAAUCAUCGCUUGAAUACCACAAACUAUUUGAGUUUUGUUGCUGAGCAUGUGCAUCCAUUCAUGCCCACAAUUUCCCAUCUUCUAAUGGCUACUUCCAGCAUGAUAAUGCACCACGUCACAUAGCAAAAGUCGUCUCAAACUGGUUUCAUGAACAUGACAGUGAGUUCAGUGUUCUUCAGUGGUCUUCCCAGUCACCGGAUCUGAAUCCAGUAGAUCACCUUUGGGAUGUGGGAGAGCGGGAGAUUCACAGCAUGAAAGUGCAGCUGAAAAAUCUGCAGGAAUGUCAACAUGGACCAGAAUCUCAAAGGAAAGUUUCCAACAUCUUGUGGAAUCCAUGCCCUGAAGAAUUGAGGCUGUUUUGAGAGCAAAGUGAAGCCCUACUGAGUAUUAGCAUAGUGUUCCUAAUAAAGUGCUCAGUGAGUGUAUUUUAUAAUGCUGAAUUUUUCAUAACACAGGAACGCGUAGGCUACAAUCCGCCAUCCAGAACGAAUCGGUUAAGGAGGAAGAGUGAAUCAAACUAAAAGAUUCGAAUCAUUAAAAAGAUUCGUUUUGUAACACCCCCCUGCUCUCGUGUCCUUCACAGCGGCUCAAAUAAGCGCGCGCUUGGACUUCAGAAAAACACCUCAGAGACUCUAAGACCAGUGUCAUGGCGGUACAGCAGUGGCACAUCACUUUCCUCACAAUAUUGUGAUUACAAUUAGCACUGGUGCCAGUUAGGGAUUUUAAAACUAAUUCUACAAUGAAUGAUUCAGUUAAUUCUACCAAUGAGUCUUGUCCUGUCGUGUCUGUGUGUGAGGAGGACAUGCUCAUCAUUCCUGCGGUUCCUUACCUGCUGGACGCCUGGCUCGUGCCGCUGGUCUUCGCCCUCAUCAUGGUGGUGGGACUGUUUGGAAAUUCACUGGUUCUCUUUGUGAUUUCUAAACACAAGAAAAUGUGGACAGCGACAAAUAUCUAUAUAGCGAACCUGGCGAUGACCGACAUCACCUUUCUGGUUUGCUGUGUGCCUUUCACUGCAGUGCUUUAUCCUUUACCAAGCUGGAUCUUUGGAAAUUUCAUGUGUAAAUUUGUCAGCUACAUCCAACAGGUCUCUGCACAGGCCACUUGUGUAACCCUGACAGUGAUGAGUGUGGAUCGCUGGUAUGUCACUGUGUAUCCGCUACGCUCCUUGCAGUGUCGCACGCCGAGAGUUGCCACUGUGGUGAAUCUGGGAAUCUGGAUAGGAUCUUUCUUGGUGUCUCUGCCAGUGCCACUGUACACUAGGACUUUAGCUGGAGAAUGGUUUGGUCCUCAGGUAUUCUGCGCUGAGAUUUUCCCCACAACAGCUCACAAGAAAGCCUUCAUCCUGUACAACUUCCUGGCUGUGUAUAUGCUCCCACUGGUGACAAUCUGUGUGUGUUAUCUGGUCAUGGUGUACCAGAUGGGCCGGCCAGCUGUGGAGCCUGUCGACAAUAAUUAUCAGCUCCAGGUUCAGACAGAGCGCAGCGCUGCUAUGAGAGCCAAAGUGUCCCGUAUGGUGCUGGUGAUUGUACAGCUGUUUAUUCUGUGCUGGGGUCCCAUCCAGCUGUUCAUCCUGGCACAGGCAUUUAGCCCACACUUCCGUCAGGACUAUUACACAUACAAAGUGAAGAUAUGGGCACACUGCAUGUCUUAUAGCAACUCGUGCAUUAAUCCCAUAGUCUACGCCUUCAUGGGUGCCAACUUCCGCAAGGCCUUCAAGAAAGCUUGUCAUUGCUGUUUCAAACAGCGGGUAACCGUCGCCCAACAGCCAAACGCAAACGGAAACACUGAGAUGCACUAUGUGUCAUAGUGUAUGUGUGGAGAAGGACAUUUGACCUUGUGGGGACAUUUGGCUGGUCUCCAUGAGGGAAACCAACAUUUAUUUAUUUAUUUGUUUGUUUGUUUAUUUAUUUAUUUUACAAAGACUGCAGCUUUUAUCACAAAAACUAAAAGAGCCAAAAGGUUUAGGUUAAGGAUAUAUUUUUUAGGUUUAAGUGCAGUAGUAAUGGGACGUACAUCAGAUGCCCAUUAAUGCUGACUUUUUAUUACACUAAAUUUAAAGUUUAAUUCGUAACUUAAAGUACGAAUAGGUGCAAGUGAGUCUUUUACCAAGAGGCUACUUUGAAAACGGAUGGGUGUAUUGAAAUUAUUUGGCUGUGGAGGAAGAAGACAGCGAAAUGCCAUUAGACAUAAUGUAUUCUACUUCUCUUGGGUUAUUUCAAAUAAUAUGGACUAGUAUACAGAUAUCAACACUUUAAAAAAGUAACUUAUUAUGUACAGAAAAAUAACUGGAAAUUUGUGAUUUCUGCAGUGAUGAUUUGCAAAUAUGGAUGUCAAGAAUUGGAUGUGAAAUAAAUAAUUUGAGA
Ictalurus punctatus (channel catfish) is the source of this 2377-nucleotide messenger RNA. Its product is annotated as G-protein coupled receptor 54. Gene Ontology annotation, cellular component: membrane. Bases 754 to 1821 code for a protein of 355 amino acids. Gene Ontology annotation, biological process: neuropeptide signaling pathway. NCBI's taxonomy places the organism in Eukaryota, Metazoa, Chordata, Actinopteri, Siluriformes, Ictaluridae. The record is from RefSeq and is a predicted model, not a curated record. Gene Ontology annotation, molecular function: G protein-coupled peptide receptor activity. The transcript has 5 exons.